UGAAAGGUUUUCAACCAAAUUUUACUAUCUAUUUAAUGUGGAAGCAGUAAAAAUGUUUCCAAAUUAGUUCCGUAUAAUUUAUUCUGAAGCAAUUUACGUUUAUCGACUACAGAGUUGGGUUAACGAGAUCGGAUGGUAUUGUAACAGAAUGUUCAACGGACCAUAAGCCUUUGUAAGUAAAUAAAAGCUUUCUCAACGAGAGACGAUGAUGUAGUUGCUUCAUUGGAUUGUCGUAGAUAUUUAAGGGGCCACUGUUCUGCAAUUCUCCCUGUGUAACCAUCAGACUUCGGGCCAGUCGUUUUAAAUGUAAAUAGCACAAUAGCGAUUACCCCACGUCCACCCUUGCCUAUUGUAUUUUUCUGCGCCACCAACUCCCCGUGCCGUUGCUACCCCUCCGCGUACUCAUGCUGCGUCCGACAGAGCGAAAAAUAAUUGAUAACAGUUUGAUUAGAUUGUUACAUUUAAAUUCAAUGUUUUCUCUUCAAAUCUACCGGUCAUCACACACGGACAAAUACACAUAAUACACUGUAGACUGUUAGGUAUUUAAAUCGAUGUCUCAUUGAUCUACCGGGAUCGUUCUUGAUCGAUUUUUACCUUUUGGAAGUCAGCAGAAAGCUUAUUAUGAGGUUCUUCUUCAUGAAAUAUAUUCUUAAAACCUAAAUAAAGCAAAAUUCUGAGGAAUGGCACCGAAGGGAUAAUCUUUAUUAAGUAUCCAUCAAUUGGAAUUAAUGUUUUCAUUCCCGAAAUUCCAUGUGUUCAGGAAGUAAGGGUAAAUUUCAACAAGACCAAUAUUCUUUCUAAACUAAUCAGGUCUAAGUAUUUGAUACCAAUUCAUAUGAUAUCGUACCGCAUUCUGAUAGGAUUUCCUUCACCAAAAAUGCAAUUUGUAGAUGAUUUAUUUUUUAUUUCACUUUUAUCCUGUUUUUAUACUCCUUGGAUCAUCCUUGACUAAUUCGUUUAAGUGGCUUCAAUGCAUGUUCUAUUGUUUAUUUAUUAUAAUAUAAACUCUGUUUUAUAUUAAGUUAUUUGGAUUAUAUCUAGCCUUAUGAUUAUUUGGAUUUGAUAAGGAAAUGAUAAGUUGUAGGCACAUUCAAUGACUCAAUGCGCAAAAUAAAUAACGAUUGUUAAGGUGUACCUACAGAUUAUUAUUUAUCGGUAUUUAAAAGCGUAAAAGUUGUGCGGAAAUUUGUGGAAAAUGUUUUUAUUACACAUUCGUGCAUUCGCGUUUUUGUAUUUGCUGGAAAUUGGUUUUGGACAAAGUUCGUCGUCUAGCUUGUGUAGCAUUCCCAAACAAGAACAUAAGUGUCUUUGCUCGGUGGUUAUUGAUUCAGAACUUUCUUACAACGUGAUGCAUAAACUGGAUUGCUCUCGAAAUGGCUUCGAUUCGUUUCCUGAUUAUCAGUUGAUUACUGAAGCUGGACAUUUGGACUUGUCUUUUAAUAAAAUAGAAAAGUUGGAUGGUAGUGUUAGCAAUGUAGAAAAUCCUGUUCUACAUUCGUUAAUUUUAUCCUUUAACAGUAUCUACUAUGUAAGCACCGAUUAUUUUAAGAAUUUGCCCAAUUUGAAGCAUUUGGAUUUGAGUCACAAUGAUAUAGCUUCGUUCGUUAACUCUAAUGUUUUUAAUGGCCUGAGUAAACUCGAAGUUUUGGACUUAAGUUUCAACAGUAUUUCAACAUUACCCGAAUACAUUUUUUACCCCUUGUCAGGUCUCCGUAGCUUAGAUAUUAGUUAUAACUAUUUGGGUGCAUUGUUUACCAAAUUGGACAAUAUAUUUAAUUCAACAUUAGGAUUAACCAAAGAAAUAAACAAACUUUCAAUGAACGGCUUGGAUAUUAAGUAUGUACUUCAUACAUUCUUUGAUGGGGCCAACCAAUUAACAUAUCUGAGUGUAGCAGACAAUCCAUUGCUUGAAGUACCAACAAUUCCUUAUUCGGUAACAUAUUUGGAUAUAUCUGGGACCUGGGUGGCCGUUUUACAGGGGAAACACUUAAACUAUCAUUCCCUACAAAUUCUAAAAAUGAACAGAAUGCCGAACCUUAGGAAAAUAGAUCGAUACGCUUUCUACACUCUACAGUCUUUGAUUGAGUUAGAAAUGAACGAUAAUCCAAAUUUAAAGGACUUAGAAAGUGUAGCAUUUGGAAUUUUAUCAGAAAAAACCGACCUUCAUUUAAAGAAAAUGUCUGUAGCCAGGUGCGGUUUAAAAGGUGUGAAUGAAUCAUAUCAGUUUUUGUUUAACAAAUUGGAUUAUAUCGAUCUACAGGGAAAUCCCUUUACCUGCGACUGCAACAUAUUUUGGUUGCAAAAGUUCGAAGAUUCACUAAAUCAGAAACAAAAUUUAAGAUGCGUGAAACCUUUACGGCUUCGGAUGAAAAAUAUAUUGGAUCUUACUCAUGAGGACUUACCCCAAUGUGAAUCAGAGGAAAAUCAAAAGCAAAAGGUCAUAAUUAUUGUUUUGUCGGUGCUUAUUGCAGUCCUGAUCAUUUUCGUUGUGUAUUUAAUUUAUUUGGGUCCCCUUUACUAUCAAAAUAAGUACAGAGAGAUUGGACCUGACUCUCCUUAUGGCCUUGUUGUAGAUAUUCAACCAAACAGAGUCGAAUAGGAAUUUGUAUUAUUUGUUUAAUUUUUAUAUUGUAAUUUGUUACUUUUUAUUGGUGUUAAAUAUAGGUAGGUACUCCUUUUUUUGUAUAAAAGAUUAGACUCUUAUAUAUCUUUAGAAUCUGA
This is a messenger RNA of Agrilus planipennis (emerald ash borer), 2721 nucleotides long. Its product is annotated as tsukushin-like. The transcript is spliced from 2 exons. NCBI's taxonomy places the organism in Eukaryota, Metazoa, Arthropoda, Insecta, Coleoptera, Buprestidae. Gene Ontology annotation, molecular function: protein binding. Gene Ontology annotation, cellular component: extracellular matrix. The record is from RefSeq and is a predicted model, not a curated record. Bases 1196 to 2599 code for a protein of 467 amino acids.